Molecule: messenger RNA, 2697 nt
Organism: Cyprinus carpio (common carp)
Lineage: Eukaryota; Metazoa; Chordata; Actinopteri; Cypriniformes; Cyprinidae
Source: RefSeq, a predicted model, not a curated record
UGUUAAGUUUAAAAGCAAAAAAUUAUAAUAAUAAAUAGUUAAAACUGCACAAUUCUAACCAAUGUCAAAUAUGUUUUGCUUUUUGUUUUAAAAUCAGAUACUUUUAUUUUUUUAAAUUUUAUUAAGUUUCCUAGUCUCGCCAGUUGACAAAACUGCUGGCCAAGUUUGAGUUGAACCUCAGCAGUGUAGUAAUAGCUGCUUUUGUUCUGGAGACGCUAACGUUACAGUCAUUCAAGCGGAACUGGUUUGGUUCAAAACCAUUUUUAUAACGUCUUUUUCCUGUUGCCAGCAUUGGUCCUGUUACUAUGGUGACAGACAUUUUGUUUUGAACAAUGGGGAUUGAGUUGCACAGUAGGCUUCUGUUGCAGUCGGUUUGGAUCCUGGGGAGUAAUGCAAGUAAGUACAAAGAAACUCAACUCACAUGGACCUGGACAGUAAACUGACUAGAGGAUCUAUGCACAAGUGUAAACUUAAUGGCAUUCAAGACACACAGCAGGAUAGUGACAAACCAAUUCCUGACAAGUUGGGCACCUGUCAGCCAGAAGCCAUCAGCAGUGAAAUGCAAUCAAAUGACAAAGAGGUGCUUUUAAGUCGGUGGAAGAAAGGACAAGAACUCCCUGCUAAAUCACAGCAUGCUGCAGCAGUUACGCUUGAAAACAGGUUCUUGAAAGUGCAAAAGAGUUCACUGCAAAAUACAAAUGGAAAUGUUAAUCAAGAUUUUAACGAGCAGGCGAUGGAAUCCCUACGAAGAAUUCUAGCAGGAGCAGAUUUGUUGAAAAAAGAAGAGGCUAUGAUGAGUAUCCUCGGGUCAAAAUAUGAUUUUCAGAUGGAGCAUAACUCUAAAGACUUAAAUCUGCCCUUCGGUUACUUUAUUAGGUCUAAUUCAAUAAGAUCUGUUGAAUGUUCCUCAAACCCAUCCAAAGUCAUUUUAAAGGAAAUAUCAAAGGGUCGAGAAAGCAGCAGAGCUGAGAAAAGUUCAUCUCUGAAGAGCAAACAUCUCGACUUCUUUGAAGUUGUGAAGGAGCAACUGCAACAGAAGGACUUGGAGAAUCAACAUCUUGUCCAUUUGUUGUUGGUCAAGCGACAAGAACUGAAGGAUAUUAAAGAGACGUCAAAGCAAAAGGAGAAGGAAACCCAACUUAUUACCGAAAAGCUGAAGUGCGAAGAACAGAAAAAUACCAAAAUCACCACCAGGUUUGAGCAAACCUCUGAAGAUUUGAAGAAGGAACUCGCUGAAGCCAAAAUUAACACCAAAACUGCUAUGAAACAGCUUCAAGCACUGAUGGAGAAAUACGAGAGCCUCAAAACACGCGCUAACACCAUGAAAGACCAACUCAACGUGGAGCUCAAUGAGAAAAAGAGCUGUCAAAAAUCAUUCAAGAAGCUUCAGCAGAUGUCUCAGGAGCUGCUAACCAAGCAGAAACAUCUGGAGGAGCAAAGAGAUGCAGCAGGACGAGAUCUGGCUUUGUGUAGAGAGACGCUGCAGAUGAUGGACGCCGAACACAAGAAGAACAUCAGCAUUCAUCAGAGACUCGAGGAGGAGGCAUCAGCCAUGAAAAGUGAAUCUGCAAACCUCAGAGAACAUCUACGUAAAGCUCAGGAGAAGAACAAGGAGCUCAUGCAGGCGGCUCAUUCCAAAGAGUCUGACAAGAAGAAGAAUGUUAAGGAAAUUCAGGACAUGGUUGAAAAACUGAACGCUGAACUGGAGAAGUGCCGAACAGAAAGAGACAAAGCAUUUCAACAGGCGGAGAGCAUGAAAUAUGAAUCCAAACGGAUUCACAACAAGCAGAGAGUGGAGAUGCUUCAGCAGCAGGAACAGCAGAAAGCCUGUCUGCAGCAGUCCGAUGGUUUGAGAAGAGAGUGCGAGACUUUGAUGGAGAUGGUCAGUGAGCUCAAGAAAGACAAGCAAGUCUUGAGAGAGAAGCUGGAGAGCAUUCAUAAAGAAAAGAUGGUGUUGGUGAUGACAAGCACGAAGGAGGGAGAGCGGCUCAAAGAGGCCAUUCGUUUGCUGCAGCGAGAGAGAGAGGUGCUGUUAGUGGAGAUGGAGGACUUGCGUAAGGAUUACCUCGGCCUCAGUGACAGAAUCACACAGAAAAUGGGCCACAUGGAUGCAGCUGAUCCUCCCAUGACCAUCACUGACAUCACUACAAACCAUCAACGAAACACACAGGAGCUCUCAACCUCCAAUAAUGGAAUGAGUCAUAAAAUACAUGAAUACUAGUGAAAUAGUUAGAUUUUUCUAUUUUAAAUCCUAAUUUAUGAUGCAAAUUAUAUUAUCAAGAAGUAAAGUUGAGAUGAAGAAUGAUUAUGAAUUUCUGAACAUAUAAGUAUUUGUUUUGUCCCUAGUUAAAGCAGCACUGAAGCUGCAUGAAGUGACCUGAAAUCUGACACUUUCUCAGUGGAUGUCAGUUUCACAAACCCACUUUUGUUUUCUUUGUUUUGACGCUAUGAAGCAAGAAUGCAUUAAAUGGAUCGAAUGACAGACAUUAAUUUUACAAACUAAAUGCUGUUUUGAAAAAUCUCUUCAGAAAUGUUUCAAUGUUUCCACAUUUAAGCACCAGAGAGUAAUGGAUGCUGGAAAUUCAGCUUUUAAAAUAAAUUGUGAAUUGGAUUUAUUUGUACAUAAACUGUAGUGUUUCUAUAUUAUUGUUUUAAUAGUAUUUGGAUCAAGUAAAUGCAGUAUUGCAGCACGUGAGA